Molecule: messenger RNA, 4065 nt
Organism: Besnoitia besnoiti
Lineage: Eukaryota; Apicomplexa; Conoidasida; Eucoccidiorida; Sarcocystidae
Exons: 4
Coding region: 1-4065 (1354 amino acids)
Source: RefSeq, a predicted model, not a curated record
AUGCCACCAUCUUCGCUGUCGCUGCCUGCCUCCUCUGCUGGUCCGCCCAGCUCCCGAGGGCCUUCUCGCUCGUCCUGCACUCGGCUGAAAGCGUCCACAUCCUCGCCAGAGAAGACGAGCCUGGCGCCUGUUCCUGCGUCUUCCCCUUCAGACGACAGACAGGACCGAAGAGGCGCCGCAGAGCGCGGCGCCACGCUGCUGUCGAAGCCUGCCCCGAGCAGCGAGGUUGGCGCGCCAAAACUCCAAGAAAGUCACCCGCAAGACGCAGAGAUUUCUCAAACCGGCACCGUCGGGUCGCGGGCCUGGACAGAGGAGGGAAGGACGCCUGAAGAGACUCCCCCCGGCGACGGCCUCAACAGUCGCGACGCGUCGGCGGCUGUCAAAGCCGCGACGCGGCUCGCUUCGUCUUCCGCCACGUGCCCGCCGACCGCUCCGCCUUCCGCCGCUUCAGCUGCUUCGGUCUUUUCUGCUCGCCGUCGCCCUUCGCUGGGCUCUUCGGCCCCGUUUCUCCCUCCGCGCGCCGCCGCGCCGUCUUCUUCGGCUGCUUCUGCGAAGUUUGAGGACAAACUGUCGCGGAGCGCGCGUCCCAAGAAGGACGCGCGACUGCUGCUGGCGGCGAUGUCGAGCAUGUUGCUCAGCGAGACGAAGGAGAGCGCGACACGCGAAGCCGAGAAGAGGCGCAAGGAGGAAAAGAAGGGGACCAACCUGCCGCUGCAGCCUCCGCGCGCAGAGGCCGCCUCCGCAGCCUCCUCUGCGAAGAGCGAGGCGAGUCUGGGGACGGACCACGCAGCCAGGGGAGGUCAGGGCAACAGGGGCAAGGCAGAGGAGGGAGAGAAUGCGCCGGCGUCUGAGGAGAAGAAGCAAAAGAUCAAACGCGAAAUUCAGCAGCUCUGCAUGCAGCUCAUGCUCCGGUCCUCGCAGGUCUCUGCGGCGUCCCAGAAAGAGGACGGCGACCGACAGGCCAGCGAGGGGGAGGAGAAGAAAACGAUGAAGGAGGCCGCCGCGGCGGCUUCUGCGGCGCUUCCGCCGCCACGUCUUCGGUCUGCGGUCUCCCUGGCGGCGUUGCCAUCGGCCGAGAAGAGAAACUUUCCUCGCCCGCACACGCCCGUGGCCUCUGCGCCGCGCCUCUCGCACUCGUGCGUCCUCCCUUCCAGGGCCGCCAAGCCUUCUCGCGCGUCCUCGCUGGCUGGCGAGGGCCUCCGCCGCGGCACCGCCUCCCUCACGAGGGGAUCCACUCGCCGGUGCUCGUCCUCCGCAACGCCAGCGGCCUCCGCGGCUUCUGCAGGCUCUGCGGCGACCUCUAGGGUUUCCGCUGGAGCGGCGCGGGUGCCCAGUAAGCUGCUGCUGCCGCAUGUGAAGGCGCGCGCAGCACUGGGGGAGGGAGAGAAGGGGGAAGUCUGCCGGGAGUUUCCUUCGCUGCCGACUGCCUGCGCAGCCUCACCGGCCGCAGAGCUGCUCCUUCGCAGAGAGGCUCAGAUGGCCCUUGUGCACCAGCAGCUCACGCAGAGCGACGCCGGCUCGCGACCUGCCUUCGCCUCCUUCUCUCCCGACCAGGACUUCAGCGGCUGGGUCAGCCUGCCGCGCCUCUCUUCGCCUCCCACUCCGUCCUCCGCUUCAGCUUCUUCCCCCUCUUUAUCUCUGACCUCUUCUUCCGCUUCUUCAUCUGCCUCUUCUUUUUUUCGGGGGGAGGAAGUUUACGUUUCGCGGCACACACUGACGCGUUCGAGUGUCGCGCAGCCCUCGACGCUGACUGACGCUCGCGGCGACCGCGUGUGCAUCCAGGCGCAGCUGCUGGAGCAAGUUCUCGCCGGCGCGCAGCCUCGGCAGGUCUUUGAGUACUUCUUCGGGCACGGAGUCCCCAUUGACGCGAGCGUCUCGCGCUUCCUUGAAAAACGAAGGCUGCAAAACACGCUGCGGAGAGUCAAGGAGCACCUCGAGAAAAAACUACCUGAGUUCUUCGCCUCCAAGGGCCUGCCCUGCCUCGCGACGGCCGCGCCCUUCACGCUCUUCCGCGCGGCCUUCUGGUACCUCGCGCAAGUCGCUCAAAGCGUGUCCUCGCGGGGGUCAUCGCGCGCCCUGGGUCUCCAGCGGUCAGGCGGAGGGCUGAGGGCGCUGCCGACCCCGGUUGCGCCGCCGCCCACGCCGGUCGCGCCGCCGCCCACGUCGGCGAGUGCGUUGGGCGCGCUCUUCGCCCUCGCGCCGCCGGGUUCUCCGUCGCGCUAUCUAACGCAGACGGCGCUAGCGGAGGCGCUGGAUAGCCUGCAGUGGUGGCCUGCGGAGAUCAACGCCGUCGACAGGAAGGAAGUGCUCCUCUGCCUCGCGCUCGCCGACGAAGACCUGCAUCCCAAGGCCGCCAUGGCCCGGGACAGACUCCUCCCCCAGGGCGUCAGCGAGCGCGGAUGGAUCUUCGGCUUCUUGACCGUCCCCUACAACCUCCCUGACUGGCCUGUGACGCAGGAUCUCCUGCCGCCAGACCCGCGCCCGACCGCGGCGCUGCCUUUCCUCCUGUCUCCGGCGUCCGCGCCCUCUUCUUCCUCUUCUCUGCGCUGCGCGCCUUACUUUUUGCUGCAUGCGCCGCAAGCGGCGUGCGUACCGGCGGCGGCGCGUGCAUGUUUUUGUGGCUUUUUGCAUCUCUGUCGCCUCGCGUUGCUCAUUUGCUCGGCCUUUGGCGAGAAAGUGAACCGGCGCUUCCCGCAGCUCCUCCUGCGGCUCUCGACGCUAGGCGAUGAAGCCUCUCCUCCGCGGGCGGCCGCCACGCCGCCGGGGCGGGCAGGGGCGCCUGCGGACGGCGCCAAAAGGAAGGCCCGCGACGCGCUGGCUCCCGCGCCACUCGGCGUCUCGCCCUACGCGUUGUCGGAGGUCGCCCUCGCGUCGCCGCAGCGCGACCCUGGGGCGGCGCGAGGCCGCGCGAGUGCCCGCGACGAUCGCGACAAAAAAUCUAAGACGCGGACGGCCUCCAACGCGACCCCCUCGCGCCUCGACAGCGAGCGCCUGGAAGACAGCAAAGCCGCGAAAAAGAAACGAUGCAAACUCCCCGCGUGGCACCUCUGCCAGGACGUUUUGUUGAGCCGCCUCGUUUCGCUGGAGGAGAUUCAGGUGAGUCUAGAUUUGGUCAUCCCCGCGCCGUGGGUGUUCGCCGCGCUGCAGUUCAUCAUCGGGACGACGUCGCGCGGUCUGACGCCUGUGGAGUGGCUGGCGCUGCUCCACCCUUGCUCGCCGCUGGCGCUUCCCCUCGACGCAGACGAGAUCGUGUCGCGUUUUGACGCAAAGUUUCAGCUCCAGGGCCUCUCGCGCGCUGCGUCGGCCUCGUUCGCGGCACCCUCCUUCAUGGAGAACAACUUCCUUUCCUUCUUCACGCUCUCGCACGCCGCGCCGCCGCCGAGCACCGCGGACGACUCCCGCUGUCGGGUCUGCGGCCUCAAGCUUGGCGCGCAGCUCGAGGAAGAGGAAUUCGAGACGCGCCGCGAGGCCCGCGGCGCCUCCCCCCCCCCAGGCGAGGGCGGCGCACAGCCUCGCACGCAGCCGCCCUUUGCAGCGGCUUCCAGCGACGCGCGGAGUAGGCUGGGGCUGCACUGGGAUUCAUUCGUCGAGGAGAAAGAGCGAAAGAAGGGCGCGGGCGGCGCCAGCGCGAAACCCGCGCCCUUCGCCGCGCCCCCUGGUCCGCCCUCGCGCGAGGCACCGGAGGAGGCCGCGGGUGACCGGCUGGAAGGCUCGAUCGCCGCGUCGCUUCCCUUCUUUGCGUUCCUCUCUGAAGACGAAAAAAGCAUCUUGCUGCAGAAGGAACGUGUGUACGGAGAGACAUAUCGCUUCCUGGGGACGCACUUAGCGGAGUUCUUCGACUCUGAAGCGACGAAAAAGGCCUUCAACCGCCUCGCGACCGCGGCCGUCAGCGCCUCAGUCAUCGAGCCAGGCAUGCCGCAGGGUGGAACGCGCGCCCUGCUGCCUCUGGUGAAAGCCGGCGGCUCCUGCUGCUUCGACGUUUACGCCCUCCGCGCCUGCUGCCGACUCUUCUUCAACAUCUUCGCGAAAAGCAGUCUCUUCGCCCUCCUCCACGACCUCGUCUAG